AUGGCCAGUUUCCUGACUGGGGACAGAACCAUUUCUAUUGGUAGCUGCAUCACACAAUUUUACUUUGUUAGUUUCCUUGCAGCCACCGAGUGUUAUCUCCUAGCAGUGAUGUCUUAUGAUCGGUAUCUAGCGAUAUGCAAACCACUGCAAUAUGCAACCAUUAUGAAUGGCAGUUUCUGCCUCCAGCUAGCAGCUGGGUCUUGGAUAAAUGGAUUUCUAGCUCUUAUCAUAAUAGUUUCUCUUAUGUUACAAUUAACUUUCUGUGGUGCCAAUGAAAUUGAUCAUUUUUUCUGUGAAUCUACACAAAUAAUAAAUCUCUACUGCAAUGACAUCUACCAGGUGGAGCUUGUAAUCACCAUUGUGGCUGCUUUAUUUACCCUGCCCCCAUUUGCUUUAACCGUCACAUCCUACAUUUGCAUCAUCUUCACCAUCCUGCGAAUCCCUUCCACCUCCGGGAGGCAAAAGGCAUUUUCUACCUGCUCCUCUCACCUCAUUGUGGUGACAGUUUUCUAUGGGACCCUGAUCAUUGUGUAUCUGCUACCAAAAACCAACAUUCUCAGAGACCUCAACAAAGUGUUCUCUGUCUUCUACACAAUUCUGACUCCUAUGGCCAAUCCCUUCAUAUACAGCCUGAGAAACAAAGAGGUGAAAGAGGCUCUGAGAAAAAUUGUCAGUAAAUGUGUAGAUUUUAUAAGAAUUCAGAAAUGCUACUGUAUUUUUUGA
This is a messenger RNA of Mauremys reevesii (Reeves's turtle), 723 nucleotides long. Its product is annotated as olfactory receptor 11L1-like. The transcript has a single exon. Lineage: Eukaryota; Metazoa; Chordata; Testudines; Geoemydidae. The record is from RefSeq and is a predicted model, not a curated record. Gene Ontology annotation, biological process: G protein-coupled receptor signaling pathway. Gene Ontology annotation, molecular function: olfactory receptor activity; G protein-coupled receptor activity. Gene Ontology annotation, cellular component: membrane. The coding region runs from base 1 to 723 and encodes 240 amino acids.